This is a messenger RNA of Leucoraja erinaceus (little skate), 1719 nucleotides long. Its product is annotated as zinc-binding protein A33-like. Gene Ontology annotation, molecular function: protein binding; zinc ion binding. Lineage: Eukaryota; Metazoa; Chordata; Chondrichthyes; Rajiformes; Rajidae. The transcript is spliced from 6 exons. The record is from RefSeq and is a predicted model, not a curated record. The coding region runs from base 85 to 1503 and encodes 472 amino acids.
AAUUAACAUCAUUCCCCGAGACGGCAGCGUGCGCAUUGUACGCAUUUUUGAACCAGGAAGUGCCAGAGUGCACUUGGUUUGAUAAUGGCUUCGAAAGACCAGGUUGAGAGUUUAACAGCGGAGGCAGUUUGUCAGAUCUGCCUGGAUUUCUUCACCGAUCCGGUGUCACUGGAGUGUGGGCACAACUUCUGCCGCUCCUGCAUCACACAGAGUUGGGACAAGGAGGGGAGAAACACCUGCCCGGAAUGUAGAGAGCAGUUUACAGACCGCACCCUCAGGGAUAGUCGGGCCUUGGCGAGACUGUCUGAGAAAGCUCGAACACUGAGCCUGAAUCGGACAGAGAAGGAAAGUAAACUUCAGUGCGAGGAUCAUCAGGAAGAACUGAAGCUGUUUUGUAAAACUGACAAGAAGCUGAUCUGUGUGAUUUGUGCAGCCGGGCGGGAACACAAGUCUCACAACUUCACACUGAUAGCAGAAGCUGCUGAAUUCUACAAGGAUCAGAGUAAAACUUUCUUCGUAUCGCUCACAUUAAAGCAAUCGGAGAUCCAGCAAAUGGAGCAGCAACAGAAACAGAAGAUUUCUGGAGUUCUGGAACAGUCACACAACCUUCAGUCCAAGAUCAUAUCCCAGUAUGCUGAACUGCACCAGAUUCUCACUGAGAAAGAGCAGCGCACACUGGCAGAUAUCCGGGAGGAAGAGAAGAAGAUUCGAAAUACAAUGGAGAAAAAUCUGGGAGAGAUUCAAGGGAAUUUAAAUUCCAUUCAGGAGGAACUCUUGAAGUUGGAGCAGCAGAUGGACCAAAAAGACAGUGUGGUGUUUCUGAAGGAGGAAGCCGGGCGCAAGCGAAGGUUUCGUGAUGAAGCCAAACCACUGUCGGUGGUAGAUGAAGCCUUGCCGAUUGAAAAGUUUCAUUGCCCUGUUUUGUACAACACGGCAUUCAAAGAAACAUCUGAUGACAUCAAGCAAGUCUCCGUCACCCUGGAUGUGGAAACAGCGCACCCGGGGCUCGAGGUGUCUGAGGAUCGGAAGAGGGUGAGAUGGACCGAGACCCGGAGGAGUCUCCCUGACACCGAGAGGAGGUUUACAGUCAGUCCGUGUGUGCUGGGAUCGGAGGGAUUCACAUCGGGGAGACAUCACUGGGAGGUGGAGGUGGCGGGGAGUCGGGUCUGGAGUCUGGGAGUCGCCGCAGAGUCUGUGGAGAGGAAGGGACCGGUCACGCUGACCCCGGAGACUGGAGUCUGGAGCAUCGGGCAGGGGUGGGGUGGCGGAUUUGAUGCAUUCACCUCCCCUCCAUCCCGUCUCCCCGUCAGUCCCAUCCCCGGGAGGGUGGGAGUUUGUCUCAGUUACGAGUCCGGGACAGUUUCAUUUUAUGACGCGGCCACCGAGUCCCAUCUCCACACCUUCACUGGGAAUAAAUUCACGGAGAAACUUUAUCCUUUCUUCUGGCUUUGGGAACAAAACCAGUGGCUGAGAAUCUGCUCCGGUUCCGCUCCGGGUGUGUAAAAGGGUCGGGUCCCGGGACCGGCGUCAGGAGCGGGGCUCAGGGGCUGUGGGGCAGAAACCCGGUGGACAACAGGUCGGCGCUGAAGGAACGGCGCCCAUUUAAUCCUCAAAUUCCGCGUCGUGAAACCCCAGUGAGCGCGGAAAUAAAACCAGGGGGAAUGUAAAUGUGGGAAGAGUGAAAUAAACAACAACUGAAAUCAGAACUGUCUGUCUGUC